CUCGCACCACCACCGCCUGCCACCGUCUCUGCGAUCCUGCGCUCCCUCACCGGCUUCACUCCUCUUUCCUCUCACUGAUCGUCCCUCUCGGUGUUUCAGCGGAGGGGCUGCACGCGCGAUUGCGCUAUUGAUACCCACUUUACACUGUGUUUGGAGAAAGUCAGCCUCUCUCUCUCUCCCUCGCUCUCUCUGUCCUCCUCUCUGGUUGCGCUUUGGUAACCUAACAGGGAGGUGUUAACUACUUUUGCUUCCACAAAGCGCCUCCCGUUAUCUCCGGUGCUGCUGCGCAAGAGCCAGAAGGGCAACUGCUACUGAUAUUCCCACUCCGCAGAAAAGUUUUCCGUUUGUUGUGAGGAUAAAAAAAAGAAGAAGCCGGAAACCGAGGAGUCGUCUGCAGAAGAAGCGGAUUCUACCACGGCGAGUUUGGCGACCACAUGAAGAUGAGGAACCAGCUUUGACGACCUACAGAUGUCCACCUUCCUCGGACCAUUCGGCCUCGGCAACACAUCCAACAAACUCUCCAAGAGGGAGCUUUUACUGCUUAUUACCCAGAAGGAAAAACUUAAUUUUGACUAUUUGUUGUAUUUAUCAUUUGGACUGAAGUGGUCCAAACUGUGAAGUCUGUGAAGGACUGAACAUACCCAACGGCACUUACCUGGCACGGAAUGAUCUGGACUGAACUGCGCUCAAGUGAAUGCUGGAGACAGAUUAACUUACUUUAGUUCCACUGAAGAGAAAUGAACUGCAUUCAAGCUAACCUGAAGUGACGUUGGCUGACACUUUAAUUUCUUCAAGAAUACUCUCCUUCCAUUCAAACGGCUCGUUUCUGAGCCCCUUCCUUCAAAACGCCAAAUCCUUUAAGUCUCCAACCCAGAUUCCCUCACUUCCUCAGACCCUUUCCAAGGGUCUUGGACAUUGUCUCAAAUCUUAUUGAGGAGGAAUUAUCUCCUCCUCCUCCUGAAAUCCUUACAACCUCUUUCUUCCAUCCAAACAUGGACCUCCACAGGGCAGCCUUCAAGAUGGAGAGCUCCUCCUACCUGCCCAAUCCCCUGGCCUCCCCAGCCCUCAUGGUCCUGGCCUCCACUGCUGAAGCCUCUCGAGAUGCUUCGAUUCCCUGCCAGCAGCCACGUCCAUUUGGCGUCCCGGUUUCUGUUGAGAAAGACGUCCAUUUGCCAUUUAACAAUGGUUCUUACACUUUUGCAUCAAUGUACCAUCGCCAAGGUGCAGUCCCACCAGGAUUCCCUAACAGGGAUUUUCCUCCAUCCCUCCUCCACCUCCAUCAUCAGUUUGCCCCACCUAACCUGGACUGCUCGCCAAUCAGCAUGCUGAAUCACAGUGGCGUCGGCGCCUUCAGGCCUUUCGCCUCACCACCGGAAGAUCGUGAUGGGGCGCCUGGCGGGUAUCAGUCUGCUUUCACCCCAGCCAAGCGCCUCAAAGGCUGCCUGGAUGCAGAGGCUUCACCCCACCUGCGGUACUCUGAUGCAGAGGGGAAAGAGUACGACUUUGGUGGUGCCCAGAUCCCUCCUGGAGGCUCACCCAGCAGCGCCUUGAAAGCAGUGGAGGACAGUGGGAAAAAGAUCUUCGCUGUGUCAGGCCUCCUAUCUGAUCGAGAGACUUCCUCCAGCCCUGAGGACCGCAUUGAGCGCUUCUCUCCUGUUUAUGAAGGUAAAUUUAUAGGUCUACCAGGAGCUGUUAGCUGGAGGUGGCCUCCGCUGUUCAAACCACAACAAGGCUUCACCCUCCACAUGGAACAGAGACAGCAUAGUAAAAAGAAGAUGUCCCUGUAUGACAGCCAGGCUCCAAUCUGUCCCAUCUGCCAGGUGCUGCUCAGGCCCGGAGAGCUCCAGGAACACAUGGAGACAGAGAUAGAGCGGCUAGCUACUAUAUGCCUCAGUAAGAACCCCUCACCCAAGGAUGGAGCAGCCACUCCAGGAACCCCCAAGUCAAUGCUGUUGUCAGUGCACAUCAAGCGUGAGGGAGAGUCUCCCGUGGUCUCGCCCCUGUCCUCUGAAGACAUCCACCACUCCGACAGAUACCAGACAUUUUUACGAGUUCGGGCAAACAGACAGACAAGAUUGAAUGCCCGUAUAGGCAAGAUGAAGAGGAGGAAGCCUGAGGAAGGGGGCCAGGUAUGUCCGCUGUGCAGCGCCCCAUUGGCUGGGAGCGAGGAGGAGAUGAGUAGACAUGUGGAACAAUGCCUGAUUCAGCGUGAGGGUGCGUUAGGCGAUGAUGAUUCUGCAGACAUGGAUGGAGAGAAUGGGCGGGGCUUUGAGGAGUAUGAGUGGGCGGGGCAGAAGAGGAUCAGAGCUACGGCUUUGCUGGAGGGAGGCUUCAGAGGAACAGGUUUUGCCACGUGUAGUAUCAAGGAGAGUGCGGCAGACAGCGACGCUGACCUAGACGUGGACGGAGACGACACCUUGGAGUACGGCAAGGCCCAGUACACCGAGGCCGAUAUCAUCCCCUGCUCUGGAGCUGGAGAGGACCAAGGAGAGGCCAGGGAGAGGGAGGCGCUACGGGGAGCCGUGCUCAACGGUGGGAUGCCUUCUAACAGAAUAACGCCUGAAUUCUCCAAAUGGGCCAGCGACGAGAUGCCUUCAACGAGCAACGGAGAAAGCAGCAAGACAGACCCCAGCACUCCUUCAUCCUCCUCCUCUUCCUCCUGCGCCCCGCGCACCUGUAAAAACAGUGAGAUCGAAAAGGUAACGGAGGAAGAGUCCACAGCCACCACCAUGGAGGCUCUGAAGGCUCGAAUCAGAGAGCUGGAGAGGCAGAUACUGAGAGGAGACCGAUACAAGUGUCUGAUCUGCAUGAGGAAGCCUGCUAUCCAAUCAGGCGCGGAGAUCAAGAGCCUAGGGGUGUGGCCAGGGCCCCGGCCACUGGCCAAUGAGGUCGGAGAGAGGCAGCCUAAGUCCCUCCCCCUCGGCCUGUACUGCCUGUACAGGGGCCUUGUGAUUGGUGGCUACGGCAGCGGCAUAAAGAGGCUCCUCCCACAGCCCCUACGGAGGGAUUCCUACACGAUGCCGCUCACCUCCAUCCAGUGCUGGCACGUCCAUUGCGAAGAAUGCUGGCUCAGGACUCUGGGGAACAAGAAGCUGUGCCCGCAGUGCAACACCAUCACCUCACCCGGAGACCUGAGGCGCGUCUACUUGUAAAGAGCAACCCUCCCCCACCCCCGCCGCCCUCGUCCUUCCCAUCCAUUCCUCCUCUCAUCUUGGAUUUCAUCGUCCUCCCUGUCGAUUGUCAUUCGUUUUCUCUCUCUUGUGGCCUGGGUCGGCAGCUCCAGACCCUCCAAGAGCGUACAGAGACAAGACGGCUGUCUUUGAGACUCCACUGGCUCUUUCAGGAGGUUAAAACUGGAUGAAACUGAAUGACCGGGCAGCACUCGCUGACUCUCGGGCUGGCUGCCUGGCCACCCACAAAAAAACUAAUUAAAACAUGGAGAUCUGCAAUCCCACUGGUCAAAAGGCUUGUUUCCUCUGACUCACUGACAUGACUCCCUGUACAUGUAACAUGGGGUGUCCACUGAAGGACUUUUAGUCAGUGGAGACCCCCAACACCCAGCUAGGCCCUGCUGAGACCUGGUAGCUUCAUGCUGCAGUAGCUGAAAUGGACUUCUUAAUACAGAAAAUGAAGACUUCUUUUUUCCCCUAACCCUUCUUUGACAUUUCGGUGGUGCUGAACAACGGGCUCUACCCUGAAGACUCGGCAGAAAGCUUCUUUUUGUUUUUUGUUCCCUAUUCUAGAGAGAAAACUAAUAUCCACAUGCCCCUGUUGCUUAUGAGAAUUAAAAAAGGGCCUGUCCACUAAAACUGAGCUUUCAACCAAACUGAGAAUAACCUCACAACCUUGAAAAGGAGUUUGACACUCCUCCUCCUCCACCUCUUCUUCUUCUCACAAGCCCUUCCUUCCCCUCUCCCCUUAUUCCCCCUUUUGUGGUGUUCUAGUGAAGUAAACCAAAAUUUCUCCCUCUUCCAAGAUGCAGUGCAAGCACAUGUAAUAUAGUUCUAUGUAUGUUUACAAUGUUGGGUGUAAAUGACAUAGAGUUCUCUCACUCACACACACACACACGCACACACACACACACGUACACACACACAUUACCAUCAGCAGACACAGAAGUAUAUAAUAUCAAAGUCCUGUUUUUAGGUGGAAGGGUUUGGGAAUGAUGUUUGGGGAAAAAAUGGCUGGAAUAAAAGAAGCCUUCUGUAUUUUUAAAAAAAUAAUAAUUUGAAGAUCCGUUUAAGUUUUAUUUCACUGUACAGGAAUAAAAAAAAUUUAAGUAAUAAUAAACUACUCAAGACUAGAUGGUCAAGAUUUAGGUGGUGUAAUUUUUCUGCAGAGUACCCUGAAAAAAGCAAGGAAAGACCUUUUAUUAUUUUUAUCGAAUACUGAGAUUCCUAGACUGCAAACAAGCAGAACGAUGGAACUGCUCUUUAGUUGCUACAAUGUCCAACUGAGCCUCUUCUUUUAACCUCCAUUUCUGCUUCCGCUCAUUCGGAGUAACAUCAUGCUCAGAUCAUAGUCUAGAAACAUUUUGUUUUACCCCUACAUGUCUCAAAAGAAAGCUUUUUCCAUUGUUUCAUCAUAUUGCUAUGCUGCAAAAAGGUCCCAAAAUGGCAACCCCGAAGGGCAGGUUCUUUCUAGCUAUAACGAAUGAGGGAAUUCUCUGGAAAAGAAGGAUGUCCAAGGCUAAACUGGCAACCUUCAGAACCCGCAGCAUUUCCCCCCUUCCCUUUACGGCAGCAGCAGCAACCAAGGUGGUGGUGUGCUUUGUGUUUGUAAAACUAUGUAUUCUGUGACGUCUGUAUUGUUGUAAGAAAUGCUGAAAAAAAAAAAGGAAAAAAUAAAACUUCUCAAAUACCA
Messenger RNA from Siniperca chuatsi (mandarin fish), 4863 nucleotides. RefSeq names its product ring finger protein 220a (gene rnf220a). Bases 993 to 3152 code for a protein of 719 amino acids. The transcript is spliced from 16 exons. Gene Ontology annotation, biological process: protein ubiquitination. The record is from RefSeq and is a predicted model, not a curated record. Gene Ontology annotation, molecular function: ubiquitin protein ligase activity; metal ion binding. NCBI's taxonomy places the organism in Eukaryota, Metazoa, Chordata, Actinopteri, Centrarchiformes, Sinipercidae.